GCAGCCACUGGGCACAGUGUGUAAAAGUUUGCAUCUCCCCACUAUAAUAUAAUGGAUUCAUGAGAAAAGAACACAUUGAUUGCCAUCUGAGAAUUCAUGACAGAUUGUAAGGAUAAUGGAAGAGAUUCCAGUGAAAGUAGCGGUGAGAAUCCGUCCUCUGCUGUCCAAAGAAAUCCUUCAUAACCAUCAAGUGUGUGUAAGGCUUGUCCCAAACACACAGCAGAUCAUUAUUGGUAAAGACCGUGUAUUCACAUUUGACUUUGUGUUUGGGAAGAAUUCUGCCCAAGAUGAUGUUUAUAGAUCAUGCAUUCAACCACUUCUGGUGUCGCUGAUUGAAGGAUACAAUGCCACUGUCUUUGCCUAUGGGCAGACUGGCUCUGGCAAGACAUACACUAUUGGAGGAGGGAAUGUUGCUUCUGUGGCUGAAGAAGAUAAAGGUAUCAUCCCCCAUGCCGUUGAAGAGCUUUUCCAGAAAAUUUCAGAACAUCACAAUGUGGAUUUGAUUAUUAAAGUUUCCUACAUAGAGGUUUACAAGGAGGAACUACGGGACCUACUGGAACUGGAGACCAACAUGAAAGACAUUCAUAUCAGAGAAGAUGAAAAGGGGAACACAGUUAUUGUUGGUGCCAAGGAAUGCCAAGUGAAAAGUGCAGAUGAAGUAAUGAGUUUACUAGAAGCUGGCAGUGCUGCCCGUCAUACUUGCACCACUCAGAUGAAUGAACACUCUAGCCGCUCCCAUGCCAUAUUCACGAUUAACAUAUGUCAGCAAAGGGCCAUAAGUGAUGACAAUACUAACAAUGAUUCUGCAAAGUCAUUGCAGAUGAUUACUUCAAAGUUUCACUUUGUUGACCUAGCAGGCUCUGAAAGAGUGACAAAAACCGGAAACACCGGAGAAAGGUUUAAGGAGUCCAUUCAAAUAAAUAGUGGAUUGUUGGCCUUGGGAAAUGUAAUAAGUGCCCUUGCAGAUCCCAAAAGAAAAAGUACACAUGUACCAUACAGGGAUGCUAAAAUCACUCGUAUUCUCAAAGACUCCUUGGGAGGCAAUGCCAAAACAGUAAUGAUUACAUGUAUUAGUCCCUCUUCUUCUAACUUUGAUGAGUCUUUGAACUCCCUUAAGUAUGCCAACCGAGCCAGAAAUAUAAAGAACAAACCAAUUGUAAAUUAUAACCCAGAAUGGGACAGAAUUGAUGAAAUGGAGUUGGAAAUCAAAGCAUUGCGUGAAGCUUUGCAAAAUCAACAGAGCAGCAGAGUAAGCCGAACCAGCCAAGUAUCUCAAGAAUGGAGCCAAGAUAAAGACAAGAAAAGUGCUCUCGAAGAGCAGAUUGUUCAGUUUCAAAUACAGUGUUUCAACUACCGUCAUUGUACUGAGGAAGCUUUGGAAUUAUUCCUUGAUAUAAAGGAUGCAUCUGUCUUUACACAAACCCAUAAAAAUAGGCUUCAGAGCUGGCUCAAUAUGACUGAGGGUAUGAAAAAUGAAUUGGCAGCCGUACCAAGAAAAGAUUCCACCAUCAGUGCUAGCAGGGAAGAACCACAUCACAUCACCAUCUUUCAGUUAAAAAGAGAACUGAGAAAAUGCCAGGAAGCCCUGACAACAGAUGAAGAUGUAUUUGCUAGAAAAGAACAAGAACUAAAAGAAUUACAAGAGAAAAUACAAUCACUGUUGGAAGAAAAUCAGGAGAAUCAAAAAUAUAUAGAAGAACUGAAACACACCAAAAAUUUGCAGACUGAAAAGCUUGUGGAACAUCAACUUCUUAUUAAUGAGCUGAAAAAUAAAUUGUCGUAUAACCAACCUUCUCAUAAUGGUAGCAAAGAGGAUGACGAAGAUGAUAUAUUGUCUAAAAGACCCUACAGUGUACCCCUCCACAACCAUUCUCACAUGCUGUCAUCAAGUUUAGAGCCUUCUGCCCAAGCAGAACCAAGAAAGGUGCGAACCAGCCCUCCUUCGUACUCUCUAGAGCGAGUGAUGGUAGGAUUUCGAACCCACAGCCAGAUGCUUCUGGAUUUAAUAGAAGAAAAUGAUGAAGUUUUGCAUGAAAAGUUCUCAGAUCAGAGUGAUGAAGAAGACAAAGAAGUGAAGCAAAGCAGAAAGAAAACUCAAUUUAGGCGUUCCAUUAAUCGGACAUGGACACGAAGUCAGGCUCCACAGAGUGCAGAGACAAAUAGUAGUAGGAACCAAGCACAGGCAAAUAUGAUCUUUUCACAAAGUGAAGAUACCUCAAAUGACAACACUUCCGAUACAGCCAUUGUAUCUCUUCAUGAAAGUCAAGUGCUAAAUAUAAAGAAAUUGAAGAAUUCUGAACUUCGGCUCGCAGAUGGAAAGCAGAAGAUGAGGGAGCUUACAAUCAAUAUCAAGAUGAAAGAGGAGCUUAUUAAAGAGCUAAUGAAGACCGGUAAUGAUGCCCAGUCAAUAAAUGGGCAGUAUGCCAUGAAAAUAUCACAACUGGAACAAGAAGCACACCAAGCAAAAGCAGACCUGGCUGAAGCGCAGAGACAGCUGCAGGAGAUGGAGAACAAAGAAUUGAGGGACAUAGCACAGAAAGCAAAGCUACAGAAAGAUUUCCGUAAGAAAAUGGAAGCGGCAAAACUCAAAGUGCAGGUACUGCAGAAAAAACAGCAAGAUACCAAGAAGCUUGCAUCAAUCUCCAUACAGAAUGAGAAGCGUGUGACAGACGUGGAACAAAAUAUUGGUCACAUGCGACAACAAUAUACCCAACUGCAAAGAAAGUUGAAAGAGGAAAGUGAGAAAAAGAAAAAAUUGGAGUUAGCAGUCCAGAAGGACCAGCAAUAUAUUAAGGAGCUCCAACUAAAGACUGAGCAGCAACAAAAGAUGCUGAAACAUAAAAAUGAAGAGAUUGCGUUCAUUAGAAGGAGGAAGAGUAGUUCCAGCAUGCCUGAUCAGCUCCAACUAAAAUUAGAAGAACAAAGGAAGUGGCUGGAUGAAGAGGUUGAGAAGGUCUUGAAAGAGCGACAAGCACUGAAUGAAUUGAAUGAAGAAUUAAAGAAAAAAGAAGAAAGCAUUGCUAAGAAGGAAUUACUUCUACAGGAGAAAAGUCAUCUAGAGAUUAAAAAGCUUAGAUCAAGCCAGGCUUUAAACAGUGACCUGUUAAAGCUAUCUAACCGUUUGAGUGUUGUGGAGAGUGAGCUAACUGACAAAAGCAAAAAAUUGAACAUUGGUGACAACGAGGAGCAAAGGAAAGUGUCUAUGGAGGUCAAACUAUUACAGAAGGAGAGAGAUCAUCUCCUACAGAGAAGAGACAGCCUAGAUGAGAAGCUGAAAAAUGGAAGAGUGCUCUCACCAGAGGAAGAACACACUCUGUUCCAGCUGGAGGAGGGUAUAGAUGCUCUUGAGGCUGCCAUUGAUUACAAGAAUGAAUGCAUUCAGAGACGGCAGCAAUCUGUGAAAGACUCCACUCAGAUACUUACACAGAGUGAAGCCAACAUCCUUGAUAAAUUCAGUUCACUCUCCGUGACUGAAACUAGAUCUAUCUUUGUCAGAUACUUCAACAAGGUUGUGAGUCUGCGUGAGUCUGAGCGUAAACUUCAGCUGCAAUCACAAGAGUUAUCAAUGAAAGUAGCAGAGCUGGAGAAUAUAGUAAGAGAGUUGGAGUCUGCCUUGGACCAUUUUACUCUGCAAAGUGACCGACAACUGACCCAGCAACAAAAGGAGUAUGAACAAAAGAUGCAACUGCUGUUACAGCACUUUAAAGAAAAAGAUGCUGGGGCAGUUACAGGAAACAUAAAGGCCUAUGAAGCAAAAAUUGAGGAACUUGAAAAAGAGCUCUUCUUCUAUAAGAAAACCAGUCGAGAAUUUAAAAAGAAGCUGCGAGAAGUUGUUGGAGACACAAACAUGGCUGUUUCCAAAAACAGCAGUACUGGAGAUGAUCUACAAAGACAGAAUGAAAUAGAACCAGCUGCCUAUAAACUACAGUUGACAUCUCAACCUGCGAGCAGCAAGCCAAACAAAAAAGCAAAAGAAACUUCAAACUCUGUGCCAAAUUCUAGACAGCGGCAGAUUGCUUACAGGGCUGGUGGGGGUAUUUCUGAAAGUGAUGAACAGCCUUUAGAAUCUCGCAGGCAACCUAGAAGGCACUUGUCCAGUGGAGAUGAUGGUGAUGAUAUAGAGGAAACAGAUGGUGCAUUACAGACUAAAAUUAUGUCUUCAAUAUCAAAAGUUGGGCCUAUCCAAACCCAACUUGGUGUGACCCCAAUCAAGAUAUCCUAUCAAGAGGUACGGCAGAUAUCUCUAUCAGAACUAUCAGCACGACGAUCCAGCAUCGGCUCCAUUCCUGCAGAUUCAAUUGAAAUGUAACAAAAGUCAUAAGACGUCAAGGUUUAG
Pelobates fuscus (common spadefoot toad) is the source of this 4336-nucleotide messenger RNA. RefSeq names its product kinesin family member 27 (gene KIF27). Gene Ontology annotation, biological process: microtubule-based movement; spindle elongation; mitotic spindle organization. Gene Ontology annotation, cellular component: microtubule associated complex. Gene Ontology annotation, molecular function: microtubule motor activity; ATP binding; microtubule binding. Lineage: Eukaryota; Metazoa; Chordata; Amphibia; Anura; Pelobatidae. The transcript has 18 exons. The record is from RefSeq and is a predicted model, not a curated record.